AUGGUUACACGAACAUCCACACGCCAUGCUGCCCAAAAGGCCAAGGAAGCCAUUUCAACUUCCGCCGAAUCGACUGGCAAGACACCCAAAGGCACAAAGCGGAAAGGUUCAACCAGAGAAGCUCCUCAGCCCAAAAAGGAGAAAACGGAGGACAUAAAGCUAGACAAAGACAAAGCGGAGCAGGUAACAGGUACAUCGGAAGACGGACCAAUGCCGACAGCAGAGGAAGAACCUGUCGAGAGAGAAGAACCUGCCGAGAGAGAAGAACCUGCCGAGAGAGAAGAACCUGCCGAGAGAGAAGAACAUGUCGAGAGAGAAGAACCCGUCAAGACAGAAGAACCAUCCGAAGUCCAACCUACAAAAGAGCAGCCCAUCGAAAUCCCUCCGGAGAAACCCCAAGAAAUCGAGGGAGGUCUCCGUAAGUCCGAGGAGAGAGAAAACGUGGUAUCCUCCAAUAUCCUCGAAAAAGGCUUCAUCUACUUCUUCUUCCGCCCACGCGUCAAUAUAGAGGACCCUCAGAGUAUGGGCGAUAUCGCCCGAAGCUUCUUUGUCCUCCGUCCAACUGUCCUCGGGGCGAAAUUCGAUGAAGGCCAAGGCCCCGUCGACAAAGACGCCUCAUGUCGCUUGAUGAUUCUCCCAAAAAAGAAGUUUCCUACCUCAGCCAAAGAACGAGAUAUGGGAUUUGUAGAGAAGGCUGGACAAUCCAUGCAAGCUCUCCAUGAAAACUUCAUCGCUGGUAAAACAUACCAGACUUCCACCCGAGGUGAACGUCACACCGAGGAAGCCAGACCGUACGCAGAAGGUGUCUAUGCGAUUACGUCCACACAGCGGGCAUCCCAUCUCGCCUAUAUCCUGACCAUCCCUGCCGAGUUGGGUGAUGUUCAGGAGGACUUCGGUCUGCAACCACGCGGGAGUUGGAUUGUUCAAUCGAAGAGUCCCAAGUACGCCGGUCCACCGGUGGGCCAAUUGCCAAAGGAUCCAGAAUAUCCUCAAUCGGUUCUUGACAAAUUCGGAGAUCUUCGAUGGGUGCCUCUGCAGCCCGAGUUCCUGGACUAUCCUAAUGCUCAAUUUCUCAUGAUCGGUGAGGCACAGAAUGACCUUGGCAAGGCUGCAUUUGCUAUGGGUGGUAAACAGCACCACGAGGAAGAGCCUGGUCAGGAAUUGGAGAAACUGUCAGACGAAGACCAGCAUCGGGUUGAUUCUCUUAAAGGAGAUGAAACUGUUUAUGAAGACUUGGGUUAUCAUGCGAAGAAUUACCCCAAAGUGCCCACAACUUGGAACACUUGA
Penicillium crustosum is the source of this 1287-nucleotide messenger RNA. RefSeq lists its product as uncharacterized. The coding region runs from base 1 to 1287 and encodes 428 amino acids. NCBI's taxonomy places the organism in Eukaryota, Fungi, Ascomycota, Eurotiomycetes, Eurotiales, Aspergillaceae. The transcript is spliced from 3 exons. The record is from RefSeq and is a predicted model, not a curated record.